This is a messenger RNA of Myzus persicae (green peach aphid), 3905 nucleotides long. RefSeq lists its product as uncharacterized. The coding region runs from base 690 to 3662 and encodes 990 amino acids. The transcript has 14 exons. The record is from RefSeq and is a predicted model, not a curated record. Lineage: Eukaryota; Metazoa; Arthropoda; Insecta; Hemiptera; Aphididae.
CAGUCGCAUAAUAACGGUGUCUCGCCGGAACCGACCCGGUAACGGAACACACACGCAACACGCGUCUCGCCGUGUGUUGUACAGUGCGCGCGGCGUUCCUUCCGAAACAAACAACCACUGCGCCGCGCUAUCGGCGGUCUUCGUCACGUGUCUCGUUUCCGCCACGGUCGUGUUGUUCCUUAUCCGCGGGCGCGUGUACGAUAUCGCGUAUAUCGCCCGAAGUUCGUGUGCGGUUGCCGGUUCAGCGUGCGUUUGUCUGGAAAUCGAGAUUUUCUGUUUUCGUUCCCUCGGCUUUUGUUCGCGAAAACCGUUCGAGUGCCGACUUGAGAAUACCCGAACGCCGUCCGUGUGUUAUUGUUACGCGGAGAGUGCUCCGCGAACGUAUUUCGUCGAUCAGUCUUAAAACGAUAUUUUCUACGACGAGAGAACGCACAACACGCGCUUACCACCGUUAUUGCUUUUAAACGGCUACGCCUACAUUUCAAUAUCAUAUAAUAUAUUAUAAGUUUAGAAUAAUAACUUAUACUCAACAGACGACUGGGUUGCAGGAGGACACACCGGCUAAUUUCGAGAUGAGGACCCAAUCGUCGGUGUAACGCGCAGCGCACACAGAGCGAGGCUGAGACGCGUCGUCGUGCCCUGUUCCAUCACAACGUCGCCGCACAGCCGGACAGCCACGUGCCGCAGCGAUGGGCAACUCGAACAGUCACGGCAGCAGCACAUCGUACGCGACCGGCGGCGACGCGCGAUCGAUUCCGCCGCACUCGUGGGCGUACUCGUUCCCGCGGUCGCAGUACUUCAGGCAACCGACCACCGGGCCCAAAGUGCUACCGCCGCACGUGCCGGGCCAACAACGGCCGCGGCUCAGGGCCACCGAAAACGGAUCCAUGCUGCACGCGGCCGGCACCAUAAACGGUAAACGGCCGUACGAGUACUCGCACCGAGACGACAUCCAACAUGAUUAUGGAUACGAGAUUCAAAGACAUGUACCUAGGGAUGGAAGGCGAGAUCGUAUGGGGUACAAUAUGUAUACCAGCGAACCGGAUUUACGGUUUUCAGACUCCCGCCAACUCCCACCGAUGGGUUACCAACAUCAUCACAAUCAGGGAGACAAUGGCGCUGUCAAAGGCAGGAUGUCCCGUUCUAAAAAGAAGUAUAGAGCUCCUCAAGUGCCUCCAUCUUCAUCGCACCAUAAUGGAAUGGACAGCUCUUCACCGGACUCUUAUCAACAUUGGGAAAACCACAGAGAUAAUAGUAGAUCUAGUCAAAACAAUGGUAUGCCAAGAUUGAGAUUAUUUAAGACUAGAGCUGAGACAAAACGUAAGCUCAGUAGAGACGAAUUAAAAAACGCAGAAUUUCAGCCUGAAGUUAAACCACAACCUAGCAAUUUACAUCGAAGCAUGUCUUCCCCACAAUUUCAAGCCGAAUUGAAACGUGUGACGGAAAGGCUAAGAGAAAAGGAAUUCCGUCAUCCGCCCGUUGGCCGCGCUUCGGAGAGCUCGUCCAAUCCGGCUUCCGAGGAAUGCGCGGUCGUGGUCGCUGACAGUGACAAACAUCGAGAAAGCCCGGUGAACUCGAACAGACAACGGUUAAUGGCCGAUAGGGCCAAACGGAUGUCCAGGUCGAUACCGAAUCUCGCUACAAAAGUACAAGAAGACGAUGACGUCCGAUGCACGGGCGAGGGUUCGUCAGCCACGGGUUCCAACGACGAGAACAAAAGCCAUGAUAAGAGAGCAAAGCCAAAAACAAGCGUGCCAGAUAUUAAACCGAAAACAUUCUAUUUCGGUAUGAACGAGUUCAACGAUACGACAAAGAUCAGUAGAACCUCUGAAGACGUCGACCGAUUCGCUGAGAGCUUUAAUAAAACGAACGCUUCGCCGUCUGAUAGCAUUGCUAGCAGUGGCCCAACAGAUGAGAGUGGUGGUGACAUAUCUCUUCAACUAAGACCUACACUACCAAGAAAACAGUUUGAUAUCCCUAGAUUUAGUCCAACAGCUGCUUGGCGCUUGCUCACUGCUUUAGAAAGCCCUUCACCAGUUAGUCCUAAUUGUAGCGGAGGAGAGGAAGAUUUAAUACCAAUUAUAGAUCAACCUCAUAAUUCUGGUGAUAAAUCUGGGGAUAGUGGUAUUUCUGGAGAUGCUAGUCCUAAUUCAGCCCAUAAUUCACAGGUUGCUUGGACUCCACAGCAAGACUUAGAAGAAACAAGUUCAGAUGGAGGAUUGGAAGAUUCGGCACCAGUGUCACCUCAAAGUUUGGAUACCACACAAUUUUCAAGAAUCCGUACAGUUGCUAAACCAAGUUUCUGUCUAUCCUUACCCAGAGAUGAAAGUACAGGAAUUGAUAAAAGAUAUGGGCAAUCAAAUGAAGAUUUUUCACCAAUGAACCCGCCUAAAUCAAAUGGUUACUUCAAAUCUAAGUUACAUAGAGGAAAAGCAUCAGCAGAUAGAAACAAAUCACAUUUGGAUGAAAACUGGGUGUUGAGUAGAAGUGUACCAGAUUCAUUGCAUCAAUCAGGUUUAGUUGGCAAUUUUCCAUCUCAAAAUUGGAGUCAAUUAGAAUGUCCAACUAGAGAUGAACCUUCUGAUGAAGAAUUAGCUAUGUCAUCUUUACCAAAGUUUUCAUAUUUAGCUGCAGGCAGACGAGCUAUGUAUUUGCCAGAAUAUAAAUCGUUGAACUAUUUAUAUCAAAAGGAUAUGAAAAAUGUGCCUGAAAAUAAAGCCAUUGUGUCAAAGUCAUGUGAGGACCUUACAAGAGACGACCUGGAAGAUGAAGAGUUACCAGUCAUAAAUGAAAGAACAAAACAACAAAAAUCAACAAAUAAAAAGUUUGCAUUUCAAAGUACAAUAAGACAAAUUGAACGAAAAAAAAUAGCUGAAAAAUUAUCAAAAGAAGCCGAGUACAAAGAACGUCAGAGACUUAGUGAAAUGGAGGCUAUGCGUCGAGUGGAAGAAGAGUUUCAACGAAAACGAGAAAGAGAAAAAGCAGACAUUCGACAACAGUUGAGACUGUAUACGUUAACACAAGGUGAUAGAGAACCAGCACAACCUCUCCCAUCUGGUACUCAAGUACUCUCCGAAUUUCGGGAGUCAAGACGUGACUACAAAGAUUUUAACUCUUCCAGAGUUGAACAUGAACCUAAUAAUCGUUCAGAAACUCCAGUAAAAAAGUCAACAACUGUUCAUCCAAAAGUUGUAUACCAAAUGCCCAAAAGUACACCAGUGUAUGUGACACCGAAUACUGUACGCAAGCAGUGCAAUGGAACUGAAAAAGGAUCAUCAACGCCAACAUCUGGAAACUACAGAAGAGACUUUGCUCAAGGGGCCCUGCCACAUUCUGUGGCAAGUUCGGACUCAGAAGUGUCUGUGUCGAUUACUCGACCAACUUCACGUACAAAGCACAGAAGCAGAUCAGCCAGUCCAAUAUCUGAUCGAGAAAACAACGACAUUGGAAUAAAUCUUGAUUAUAUACAUAUCAUAAAAAGCUUAAAACAAAAACACAAUAACGAAACAGAAUUAAAUGAAGUUACCAAUGAAAAGAUUCCGGCUAGUUCUAUAGUCGGUUUAAAUUCUCUACAACCAUUUAUGAAAAAUAAAAAUUCAAUGUACAAACCUAUUGUUUUCAAUCCGAUAAACAAGAACAAAUUUGCUCAACCAUUGAUGUAGAUUUUUAUAUUAUUAUUUACCUAAUUUUUAAUGUAUUGUUAUUGUAUUUAAUUAAAAUAAUUUACUUGACUAAUUUCACUAGAAAUAAUUAGCUAAUUUUUAUAUAUACAUACAUAUUUUAUACAUAUAAAUACUAAAUAGUCAUGAUUAACUAACUUAGUUAAUGAUGUAAAUAGUAAUAUUCAGUAAUUAUACUUGGUAAGUCAAAUAAAUUAUUUAGUUUUAGUUAAUCCAAAUAUUUUG